UCACCGAAAUGGGAAGCGCAAUAACGACCGCUACACAAACAAGAAAUCAUUGGCAGUUAAAUGAUGUACCAUACUUUUCAAAGGAUAACAAGACAAAUGUUGAACUUAAAUUUAAAAAAGACGAUGGAAAUUUCUCAAUGGAUAAAAUAAAUGACAGCAAUAGCAGUGAUCGAAUGUCCAGCGACAACAAGGAUGAAAUGCGGAUGGUGAGACAGGUCGGUUUGUUUAGCGCCGUUGCUCUCGUCAUUGGAAAUAUAAUCGGCUCCGGAAUCUUCGUAUCACCAGGCUACCUUCUCGCUAGUGCAGGAUCUCCUGGAUUAUGUCUCGUCCUCUGGGGAGUGUGUGGUGUUUACUCUUUAUUAGGUGCGAUUGCUUAUUGUGAGAUAGGAACGUUGAUACCCAAAUCCGGCGGCGAGUACAUUUAUUUCUUGGAAGCUUUUGGCCCUACACACAAAUUUUUUGGCCCGAUGUUGGCCUUCAUCUAUGCCUGGGUCUCCAUCUUCCUUUUGAGUCCGUCGUCAGUUGCUAUUCUGGCCCUGUCGUUUGCCGAAUAUGUCAGCAGUCCAAUCUUGACAGCGAUCCAUUUUUGUCCCGAUCCAUACCUCUAUUACGUGAUAAAUCGACUGAUCGCUUCCCUGUGUAUAGGUAUCAUUGCUUUCGUAAACUGUUAUUCGGUAACAGCCGCAACGCGAGUGCAAAACAUUUUCACGGUGGCCAAGCUGGCUGCCAUCGCUAUCGUCAUUGGCGGAGGAUUGUAUUACCUAUGCCUAGGGUACACUGAAAAUCUGGAAAUUGGGUUCGAAGGAUCAGCGACUUCGUUUGGCCAAAUAGCGACAGCAUUCUACGGUGGACUCUGGGCUUAUAGUGGCUGGAAUAAUCUAAAUUACAUAACGGAAGAAAUCAAGAACCCUUACAGGAAUCUGCCAUUCGCCAUUAUUAUUGCGCUUCCUUUGACUACCAUUCUCUAUGUGCUGAUUAACGUGUCUUACUUCACAGUUUUGACACCGCAAGAGAUUAUUACCUCAGAUGCAGUUGCUGUGGAUUGGGGAAUUGAAGUUUUGGGUCCUGCUAGUUUUCUAAUACCUUUAGGAGUCGUGAUGUCAAUAUUUGGUGCAACCAACGGAACAGUAUUUACCUCAGGAAGGAUUUCACAUGUAGCUGGGAGAGAGGGCCAUGCUCCAGGCUUUUUGUCUUACAUCCACAUUGAGAAGAAGACACCUGUUACUCCAGUUUUAUUGACUAGUCUCCUGGCGACGAUCAUGAUUAUUCCUGGAGAUAUAGCUUCGCUAAUAGAUUUCUUCGGUUUCACCAUUUCCAUGUUUUACUGUGCAGCAAUGGUGGCGUUGAUAGUAAUGCGUUUCACGAAAAAAGACGAGCACAGACCCAUUAAGGUGCCCAUCAUCAUCCCAAUUAUUGUUAUGGUGAUUUCGGCUAUUCUAGUCGUUGCACCCAUCGCUGUGGCACCACAAGUGCAAUACUUUUAUGCUCUCCUUUUUAUUUUAGCUGGGCUUAUUUUCUACGUGCCGUUUGUCUAUUACAAUAAAAUGGUACCGGGAAUAGGUCCAUUUACAAUAUUUCUACAAAAACUUCUGAAAGUAGUCCCAACAACCAGCUUCUGAAAACUUUAUGUGAAAACUAUCGCAAAGUGUGAAAAACGGAAUCAACUGUCGCGGAUUUUUCCAGAUCAUGGAUGAAAUAUUGAAGUAGGAAUUCUAGCUAGGAAGACCUUAAAAAAUAAUUUGGUUAAUUAGCGUCGUGUACUGACGUUUCUUUUUAAAAUUGUUAAACCAAUAUUUUCUAUUUAGCUAACACUAUAAAAGUUUAUGACUUUUCCCGAA
Molecule: messenger RNA, 1838 nt
Organism: Daphnia pulicaria
Lineage: Eukaryota; Metazoa; Arthropoda; Branchiopoda; Diplostraca; Daphniidae
Product: b(0,+)-type amino acid transporter 1-like
Exons: 15
Coding region: 9-1619 (536 amino acids)
Biological process (GO): amino acid transmembrane transport
Cellular component (GO): membrane
Molecular function (GO): L-amino acid transmembrane transporter activity
Source: RefSeq, a predicted model, not a curated record